AGCUCUCCCUCCCUCCCACGUGACGUGCUGAGAUGAAGUCACAGAUAUGCACGCGGUGUAGAGGAGAGGCGCUAUGUCGGGCAGCGGGGAAGCGCAAGGAGCAGAUACUAAAGUUGGAGAACAUGGCUACCGGGCGAGGAUAGAGGAGAAUGUGGAGGGGGACGACUUCUCCGACAUCAGUGACUCUGAGCUCCUCAGUUUGCAGGAAGCGGCGGAGAGCUGUGAUGCAUAUAUAUCCGAUAAAGACGGUGUGGAAACCUUAGAUGACAUUACAAGCCCUAGAAAAAGUGAUGUAGAUGUGAACUCACCAGCUGAAGAUCAGCUCCACAAUCGUGCAGGAUUAAGCUACAGUGAAAUACCUGGUCCAUCAGAGAUAACACCGAAGAAAAGGAAACGGGAAUUACUGACCCCACUGCAGAAAUAUCAUAUGAGGCACUUGGCUGUGACAGACAUUUGCUCCCAGAUGUGGUGUGAACAACAAAUGGUGUACAAAAUUGAGCAGCCAUUAGCUUUCAGACCAGGAAAGACUGCUGCAAUGAAUGAGGGAUCCAGUAUACAUUUGGCCAGAGAGUUGGAGCUACAUGAUGUUGUAUCGGUGACUACACAGACUCGUGAAGACAUCUGGGCAAUAAAAUGUCUCAAUAUUUUAGCAAUGAUUCCGGUUUUACAGUCUGGUGGUCGCAUUCGUGAAUUUCCAGUUUUAGGAGAACUGGAUGGUAUUUUCAUGGUCGGAGUAAUUGAUGAAUUGGGUUACUCCUCCAUUGGUGAGCUGGAACUGCGGGAACUGAAAACACGAGCAACCCCAACCUUGCCUCGACUGGCUCAGAGAAGAACUCACGAGCUCCAGGUUUGUGUAUACAAGCUGCUGUUUGAUGGCAUGGUGAGUGGUGUUCUACAAUCAGAAUAUUUAAUCCAGAUCUUGAACCUGAGACCAGAACAAGAACUGGGACCUCAAGUAAAGGAAAAUGCACUUCAGUGUGGGCUGACUGUGUCUACACUGAAAGAUAUCAUAGAGCUGACCUGCCUGAACCUGAUUUUCUCAGAGUUGCCCAGGAUUGACCGCUUAAAGCUGGAAUAUUGCUAUCAGGGGGAUGCAACCUUAUUAGGAUGUGACAUGGUGAACUUUAAAGAGGAGAGUGUUAUGGAACAAGUGACAUUUUAUUUAUCCUUCUGGAAAGGACAGAGAGAGAUCCAGGGAGUUGAUAUAGAAGAUGCCUGGAAGUGCAGAAUGUGUGACUAUUCUAAUAUAUGUAAAUGGAGAAAACAACACAGGACUCCGACAAAGAGAUUUAAAUGAAGACUAACUUUUUCAACUAUGAUGUCAUGACCAUUAGAAAUACACUUACAGGAUGUCUCCACUUUACAAGGCGCGACCUCAAUGCUCUGUCUAAUUGGGCGACUAUGUGGUAGAAGAGGUUUA
Rana temporaria (common frog) is the source of this 1420-nucleotide messenger RNA. It is a transcript of the gene EXO5, whose product is annotated as exonuclease 5. The coding region runs from base 74 to 1297 and encodes 407 amino acids. Gene Ontology annotation, biological process: interstrand cross-link repair. Gene Ontology annotation, cellular component: nucleus. The record is from RefSeq and is a predicted model, not a curated record. The transcript has 6 exons. NCBI's taxonomy places the organism in Eukaryota, Metazoa, Chordata, Amphibia, Anura, Ranidae. Gene Ontology annotation, molecular function: single-stranded DNA 5'-3' DNA exonuclease activity.